UCCCGAAUAAUUUUAAUGCAUUAUUGUAGCCAAAACUUGAUUGAGGAAAAUUUUAGGUGGAGUCUUGGAAUGUUCUAGGACAAUUGCUACGUCAAUUCACUGACAUCACACGCAAUAACCAGUUUGCGUCAUCUCGCUCUCCUUGGCUAUUGGCGGGCUGCGGGCGCGGGUAUUAGUUGCAGCCGGUGCACGUCUGAGAUUUGUGUUCGUGUGUUGCUCCGUGUGCAUCCCCAGCUUUAAUCAUGAGUGCCAUUAGUCCCAUGCCUGCCAUCGCUAAACCUGCUCCCUUCUUCGAGGGCACGGCAGUCGUUAACAAAGAAUUCAAGCAAAUCUCCCUCGCUGAUUACAAAGGCAAAUACUUGGUCUUCUUCUUCUACCCUCUGGAUUUUACGUUUGUAUGCCCAACCGAGAUCAUUGCUUUCUCGGAUAGAGUUGAGGACUUCAGGAAGAUCGGAUGUGAAGUUGUUGGCUGCUCCACAGAUUCUCAUUUCUCCCAUCUCGCUUGGGUGAACACCCCUCGCCGUGAAGGAGGUCUCGGCGACAUGAACAUCCCCUUGCUGGCCGACAAGAACCUCGAGAUCGCUCGUGCCUACGGAGUACUCAAGGAGGAUGGUGUCGCCUUCAGAGGCCUCUUCAUCAUUGACGAAGAACAAAACCUACGACAGAUCACCAUCAACGACUUGCCUGUUGGGCGUGACGUCGAUGAAACUCUUCGUUUGGUGCAAGCCUUCAAGUUUACAGACCAGCACGGUGAAGUUUGCCCUGCUGGCUGGAAGCCCGGAAGCGACACCAUGAAGCCUGAUCCUGUGGGCAGCAAGGACUACUUCGAAAAAUCUAACUAAUAUUCACAUUACGUUAAACGCUGACAAUGAGGCUCGUUGCGUGCAACGUGAACCAGGGACCUGGCUUUCAAUCAAAACCAUUCUACCAAUUUAGUGGAACCAGUCAUUUCCUUACAACCUGCUGUUGUUUGACUUCGUUACUGCUCUUUACAAAAUGACUUCGUUUAUUUUUCAUGGGUUCAGUUUGAGACCUCGCUUUAGUUGAGUGGCCAUGAUGAUAUCGUAAGGAAAUAUAUAUUCAGUGUUAUC
Messenger RNA from Hyalella azteca, 1091 nucleotides. Its product is annotated as peroxiredoxin 1. Gene Ontology annotation, cellular component: cytosol. Gene Ontology annotation, molecular function: thioredoxin peroxidase activity. NCBI's taxonomy places the organism in Eukaryota, Metazoa, Arthropoda, Malacostraca, Amphipoda, Hyalellidae. Gene Ontology annotation, biological process: removal of superoxide radicals; cell redox homeostasis; cellular response to stress. The coding region runs from base 243 to 842 and encodes 199 amino acids. The transcript is spliced from 5 exons. The record is from RefSeq and is a predicted model, not a curated record.